CUCCGUCAUUAUCCGCCUUUCCACACGCCUACACCUGUGUAGCUUGGGUUUAGAUGAUGCUCUUAUCUGCCUGGCUUUUGUAUGUCCUACAGUAUCCGCAGAAAUCAUGCAAAGUCCGUUCUUACCAUCCAUUCAGGGAAUGAGUUGUAUAGUCUACUCAUGUGGCAUUCUUGCCGAGCUCCAGUCCAGAAAGAACACAUCUCAGGCGCCGAAUGACUUUUUUGUAUGCACUCUGGCUGUCGAUUCCAUUUUGUCAGUCAACUCUAAUCAUAUGCAAACUCUCACUUCUGGCUUUUUACCAGCGGAUAUUUACCAGGCGUUCAGUAAAGCGUUUUGGCCAUUUCAUUGCCACUAUACUCAUAAUGUGUGGUGUUUGGAUAUUCUUCAGCUCCAUUUUCUUUUGCAACCCAGUGAGCUAUUUCUGGGCUCAUGGCCCGACUGCAAAAAAGCAUUGCCUACCAUGGAAGAUCUUAUGGACCAUCAAUGGAUCUAUUCAGAUCGUCAGCUACCUGGCCAUUCUGAUUGUCCCUUUGAUGGUUCUGCCUGGUUUGUGCCUGGCGAAAGGCCAAAAGAUUGGACUACUGAGUUUAUUCGGUUUGAACCUGCUUCUAGCGUGCGCUGGAAUGAUCCAUUCAGUGGUAACAUUCAAGAGAUUUCUGAGUGGAAACUUUACACUUGUCAACGCAAACCAAGAUCUUGUUUAUUCGAGUUCCGAUGCAACACUCUCUAUUGUGUGCGCGUGCAUGCCUGCAUGCUAUCCUGUCUUUCGAUGGAUAGUUACGCGGCUGAUUAUACAAAACAUUCCUCAAAAGUUCAAAGUAUUGAAAGAACCGACUGUACCAAGGAACAUCAAUCUGACCUCCCCGAUCGACGAUGAUUCAACUUUUGUGGCCUCUGGUCACAUGUACGCAGCUAGUGUUCAAGUCACAGAGGGUGGUGGAUACCACAAUAAACGGCAAGUGGGAGUGAUAGAAGUGAAAAGAUCGGUUGACAUUAUUUCACAAGGAGAUAUGGGCGAGUGGAUUUUUCGAAGACAACAUCACCGCUGUACAGACGCCCCAAUUGGUCGAGAACCAAGUGGAUAAGCCGACACUCCAUCGCGAAGCCCUUUUCAAUCAUUGGAGUGCGGGCUCAAGAGUUCCAAUAACAAGUGUUCAAUGAACUCGCUCCGCUGUA
Molecule: messenger RNA, 1176 nt
Organism: Aspergillus fijiensis CBS 313.89
Lineage: Eukaryota; Fungi; Ascomycota; Eurotiomycetes; Eurotiales; Aspergillaceae
Exons: 5
Coding region: 213-1085 (290 amino acids)
Source: RefSeq, a predicted model, not a curated record